ACAGCAGUGACCUUGACGAGUAAAAGUUCAGCCAAAAUAGAUAACGUUAGCAUGAACUUCAGUGCAAAUAGGAUAAAUGGCGAUUUCAAUACUGCAAAGUGCGUAUUUUGGGAUAAGGCCCUCUUCAAUAAAAAAGGUGGCUGGUCAACUAAAGGUUGUACAACUGGAUGGAGUGAGAAUGAAAUAACAUGUCAAUGUGGACACUUGACAUCUUUUGCUGUGCUUAUGUUACCAAAUGCACCAGAUUUCUCAUUUUCUACUGAAAUAACUUUCGUAGGGCUAGGCAUGUCCAUUGGAUCACUGGCGAUUUAUCUCAUGAUAGAAGUAAUGGUGUGGGAUUCAGUUGUCAAAACCACCAUUGGAUAUUUGCGACAUAUUGUGCUGGUCAACAUUGCUAUCUCUUUGUUACUUGGUCAGUGUGCAUUUCUAAUAGGUUCUGUUUCUUAUGUUAAAGAAAAGAAAAACUACUGUAAAAUUGUUACCGGUUUUACACAUUUCUUUUUCCUUUCCACGUUCUUUUGGAUGUUUUGUCACAGCUCAAUGCUUUUUUACCAUCUUAAUUUUGUUUUUCAUCAUAUAAGGAAGUCAAUCUAUAUGUUGAUUUUGUUUGUCAUUGGUUAUUUCAUUCCACUGCUAAUCGUGAUUAGUGCAUUUGCAAUGUUUGGCGACAAAUAUAAAGGGAAAUAUUGUUGGUUAAACCCUGAGCCCAUCGGCAAAUUCAGUGCCUUUUAUACAUUUAUUAUACCAGUCGGAUGUAUCAUUAGCAUCGACAUCAUGAUUCUGGUUCUGGUCAUUGUAAAACUGAUGAGACCAUCUGUCUCAGAUGGGGGUAAAUCAGAAGACAAAGAAACAAUCAUGAAAAUCUUCAAAGUCAUCCUUCUGCUGACUCCAAUUUUUGGACUGACCUGGAUUAUUGGAUUCGCUGAAAUCAUUAUGAGUAAAUCUGCUGUCGUUCACUAUAUGUUUAUUAUCUUAAACUCAUUGCAGGUACAGUAAACCUAUUGUUUCUGAUCUUAAGAAUUGUUUUCGCUAUUGCCUUAUAUAACUUGUAUAAAUUAAUAAUAAUCAUAAUGUAUUCAUUUUU
Molecule: messenger RNA, 1084 nt
Organism: Callorhinchus milii (elephant shark)
Lineage: Eukaryota; Metazoa; Chordata; Chondrichthyes; Chimaeriformes; Callorhinchidae
Product: adhesion G-protein coupled receptor F1-like
Exons: 1
Coding region: 52-996 (314 amino acids)
Biological process (GO): G protein-coupled receptor signaling pathway; cell surface receptor signaling pathway
Cellular component (GO): membrane
Molecular function (GO): G protein-coupled receptor activity
Source: RefSeq, a predicted model, not a curated record